GGACUUGAGUGUCUGCGGCCGCGCGCUUCCGGCUCGUGCGUCGACGUCAGAGGGCCCCUGGCAGGCUCUUCCCCCGCCGCCUCCCGCUCUCUGCCGGGUCCGAGACCCUCUGUCUCUACGCGUCUCGCCUCCGGCCGUGACGACAUGAGCAACAAAGAAGGAUCGGGCGGGUUCCGGAAGAGGAAGCACGACAGCUUCCCCCACGGCCCGCGGAGGGAAGGGAAGGACGUGAACGCGUCGUCCCCCGUGAUGCUGGCCUUCAAAUCCUUUCAGCAGGAACUCGAUGCACGACAUGACAAAUACGAGAGACUUGUAAAACUCAGUCGGGAUAUAACCGUAGAAAGUAAACGGGUAAUCUUUCUGCUCCAUAGGAUUACAAGCACUCCUGAUAUGGAGGAAAUAUUGACUGAGUCGGAAAUUAAAUUGGAUGGUGUCAGACAAAAGAUACUGCAGGUGGCCCAGGAGCUCUUGGGAGAAGAGAUGCAUCAAUUCCACAGAGCCAUUACGACAGGGCUCCAGGAAUAUGUGGAGGCCGUCUCUUUUCAGCACUUCAUCCGAACACGAUCCCUGAUCAGCAUGGAGGAGAUCAAUAAGCAGUUGGUAUUUACAACGGAAGACAGUGGGAAAGAAAACAAGACGCCCUCCUCCGACGCUCACGAUAAAGAGUGUGGUACCUGGAGACUGAGAAUCACCCCUGUCGAUUACCUGCUGGGAGUGGCCGAUCUGACUGGCGAGUUGAUGCGGAUGUGUAUUAACAGCGUGGGCAAUGGGGACAUUGACACCCCCUUUGAAGUGAGCCAGUUCUUACGCCAGGUGUAUGAUGGGUUUUCAUUCAUUGGCAAUACCGGCCCUUACGAGGUUUCUAAGAAGCUCUAUACCUUGAAGCAGAGCCUGGCCAAGGUGGAGAAUGCCUGUUAUGCCUUGAAAGUCAGAGGCUCGGAAAUUCCCAAACACAUGCUGGCAGAUGUCUUUUCAGUUAAAACAGAAAUGAUUGAUCAAGAAGAGGGCAUUUCUUAGAAUAACGUCACCCAGUUGGUAUUCUCUUGAACUCCUAAGAGAAACCAGUUUGUGAGACUUACUGGGUAUUGUAUCUGACUUUAUUGUGGCUUUUACAUAGGGCAUUUUCAGUUUCACUUGUUUGGAAUUAUAAACAAGCUGAACAUCAAGUUGUCAAAAUGAAGCAUUUUCUACGUCUUACUCAUGAAAGCUUGCAUACAAGUGUUGUGUGGGGUGUGAGUGCUAGUAAUUAGUGGAAGCCAAUCUUAACUAAGUCGGUGGUUUUGUAAUACGUAGAAAAGACUUUCUAGUCAUACACCUGGACUUGGGCUUUUUGUUUCAAUUUCUUGGUGGUAUUGUGCCAAGCCUCCAAAAAGGCUUAUUCCAUAGAACAGAAUUAAAAUUACAAAGUUAUCAAUAUACUUUAAUUUUAUGUGGCAUCGUGGUAAGAAUUCACAGUAUGUUCUGGCUAAUUUAGGCCACUUUGAGUCCCUGUGAUGAACUAGCCUUCCGGAAAAAUUGACAGACACCCAGAUGUCAGCUUCUACUUUUAACUUUUGUGCUUUAUCACAGAAGAUCGGAUAGAGAAUUGGACUUAAUAUUGUAAUAUUUUUACUGGUGUUUGAGUUGAAUUAUAUACUUGUACAUACAACUGUAAAACUUUCAGUGGUGAUUAGUUGGCAGUUUUUUUGUUGUCUAUUAUAUUGACAGUAGGCAUGUUUGGAGACUUUCCUAUUCUAGCAUCUAUAAGAAAUUAUAUUUAAGUAAUUAUAAUGAAGUUUUGAAAUUUUUGAAAUACUAAGUUAACCCAAACUUUUAUAGUUGUCUAGUUGUCCAGUUGUGUUAAUCGGUAGUAUAAAAGUUGCCAAAGAAACUGAUCCUGUACAAUUCAGCAAUAAGACAAUUGUCAACACAUUGGGAACAACAGUGGUAGUUUCUAGUUAUAUUUAGCCUUGGCAUUUGCCUACAGAAAUUAGUGGUAGAUGAUCCCCUGUGAUGUGAAACUGACCUGAGCAUGACGCUGUUGGUGACAACCAGACAUUUCCACUGGGUUUUGUAAGUUUUGAAAAAUUAGAAACCGGGCUUUAUUUUUUGAAAGAUUAGCUGCUCUGUUUGUAAGAGCUGAUUCUUGGAAAGUGUAAUUUACCCCCAACAAAUUACCUAGAGGAAAAUAAAACAUAGGCAUGCCGAAUAAAUUAGGUUUGUUUGUUAGUUAGUUUGUUUUGGUGGUAGUGACUUUUUUGUUUCCCUAUUCAAAGAUUUAUCGAUGAAUUGUAGUCUCGUUACAUAUUUUUGUUUCUUCUGUCACUUGAAGUUAAAUUUAUGUUAAAAGCAAAAUAUCUUACAGAUGUUUAAAACUGAAGUCUUUGAAUAAAAUAUUAAAACAUAAA
Molecule: messenger RNA, 2387 nt
Organism: Myotis daubentonii (Daubenton's bat)
Lineage: Eukaryota; Metazoa; Chordata; Mammalia; Chiroptera; Vespertilionidae
Gene: TSNAX
Product: translin associated factor X
Molecular function (GO): sequence-specific DNA binding
Source: RefSeq, a predicted model, not a curated record